Molecule: messenger RNA, 1479 nt
Organism: Mangifera indica (mango)
Lineage: Eukaryota; Viridiplantae; Streptophyta; Magnoliopsida; Sapindales; Anacardiaceae
Product: protein BRASSINAZOLE-RESISTANT 1-like
Exons: 2
Coding region: 190-1101 (303 amino acids)
Biological process (GO): DNA-templated transcription; brassinosteroid mediated signaling pathway
Molecular function (GO): DNA-binding transcription factor activity
Source: RefSeq, a predicted model, not a curated record
CCUGCACCUGUUCACACUUUACAAUUUCCAAUAAACAAGCUCCACCUUUUCUGUUUCCUCCCUACAAACAAGAAAAUAUUCUUCUUCACUUCCAUUCCAGCGAAGGUUAAGGGCGUUUCUUCUCUCUUCUGCUUUUAUAGCUUCUAAUACAGCGUAACCCAGUGAUUAACAGUUUGGUGUUGUUGGGAAAUGACGUCAGAUGGGGCGACUUCCACGUCUGCUGCUCGGAGAAAGCCGACCUGGAGGGAGAGAGAGAACAACAGGCGAAGAGAGAGGCGGAGAAGAGCUAUAGCAGCUAAAGUAUAUACUGGGUUAAGGGCUCAGGGUAAUUACAAUUUGCCCAAACACUGUGAUAAUAAUGAGGUCUUGAAAGCACUUUGUAUGGAGGCUGGUUGGGUCGUUGAAGAAGAUGGCACUACUUAUCGCAAAGGAAUGAAGCCACCCCCAAUUGAUAUAGCAAGCUCUUCAACCAGGAUAACCCCUUAUUCUUCCCAAAAUCCAAGUCCUCUGUCUUCAGCCUUUCAAAGCCCAGUUCCUUCUUAUCCAUCUAGCCCUACUCGCGCAGACCUGAACAAUUCCUCUAACCUUUUUCCACUCCUCCGAAAUGUAAUCCCUUCAUCGCUUCCUCCUCUCCGGAUCUCGAACAGUGCCCCUGUAACUCCACCUCUGUCAUCACCAACAAAACAUCCUAAACCAAUUCCCAACUGGGAUUCAAUUGCUAAAGAAUCCAUGUCAGCCUUCAAUUAUCCUUUCUAUGCUAUUUCUGCUCCGGCUAGUCCAAUGCAUCGUCAGUUGUAUGCCCCAGCAGCUACUAUACAUGAAUGCGACGAAUCUGAUACAUCCACUGUUGAUUCCGGUCACUGGAUAAGCUUUCAGAAAUUUGCAUCACGUGCAUCUGGGGUACCAACCUCUCCAACCUUUAACCUGGUGAGGCCUGUGGCUCAACAAGUUGUUACUGAUGAUGUGAUCAAGGAGAAGGGGCGAAAUCCAGAGUUUCAGUUUGAAAGUGCACCUGUGAAGCCGUGGGAAGGGGAGAAGAUUCAUGAGGUAGGAAUGGAUGAGCUGGACCUCACACUUGGAAUAGGAAAGACUCAGAGUUAAACCGAGUGAGGCAAGUGAAUGCCAUCUUAAAGGGACAAGGAGAAUGUGAUUUUCUAGUUGGUUCUUGGUUCAUGCAGCUGGAAAGUGGAAGGAGUGUUUACAGUGCUAUCAACCCAACCCACUCAAAAGAGAACGAGAUUCCGCACAGGAUGUUCAUCCACUGUUAUUGAAGUUUAUUUAUUUAUUUUGUUUUCUUCUUUUGUCAUUCGAUGCCGCAUUCCCUGUUGAGUUGUUCAGGGGACCAGACAUAUCAGAAGUGUUGCAUGUAGAUGUCGAUACUUUGGAAUGUUAUUGUCUUGGUUGAAAAGUUAUGUUGUUUGUAGAAUUUGGUAAACCUGAAUUUUUACGAAUCAAAAUGUAGAUGGCUUGCCCUUCUAA